Tyto alba (common barn owl) is the source of this 3392-nucleotide messenger RNA. It is a transcript of the gene HPS4, whose product is annotated as HPS4 biogenesis of lysosomal organelles complex 3 subunit 2. Bases 138 to 2279 code for a protein of 713 amino acids. Gene Ontology annotation, biological process: vesicle-mediated transport. The record is from RefSeq and is a predicted model, not a curated record. The transcript has 13 exons. Lineage: Eukaryota; Metazoa; Chordata; Aves; Strigiformes; Tytonidae.
CCCGGAAGCGGCGGCGGGAGGGCCGGGACCGCUCAGCCCCGGUGGCGGCGGAUCUGCCCCCUCCCCACCCCCACCCCCACCCCCCCCCAAAAAAAAAAAACUACACGACACCCCCGGAGGGUGACAGCCCGGCACCCAUGGCCCGACCCGCCGCGCCGGACCCCGGCUCAGCGCCGUGGUGGAAUUACUUUUUCCUUUACGAUGAUUCAAAGGUUAAGGAAGAAGGAGAUCCUACAAGUGCCGGGAUUUGUUAUUUUUAUCCUUCUCAGACUCUCCCCGACCAGCAGGAACUGCUGUGCGGACAGAUUGCCGGAGUGGUGCACUGCAUGACUGAGAUUUCUGGAGCUCCUCCAAGCCUCGUUCGCCUGAGGAAGCUCAAGUUUGCAGUUGUAGUGGAUGGAGAUUAUCUGUGGCUUUCUGUAUUAAAGGUUCUGGGCUGUGCUGUUGAGCUCCCUGAUGUCAGCUGUAGGCGGUUUCUGGAGCAGCUGAUCAGCCUCUUCACCUUCUACAAUGGACCUGUGCACCGUGCGUACAUGGCAUUUUCUCAGGAGGAACUGAGCAGACAGUGGGACAGAUACAUUGAACAUAUCCAAAAAAACACCAGUGACCUCCACAAGAUUUUCAAUUCUCUCUGGAAUCUGGACAAAACCAAGGUAGACCCCCUGCUUUUACUGAAAGCAGCUCUCAUCUUGCAAACUUGCCAGCGGUCUCCCCAUGUCUUGGCAGGCUGCAUUCUCUACAAAGGCUUGAUUGUGAGCACCCAGCUGCCACCUCCUCUUACUGCCAAAGUCCUCCUCCAAGGCAAUGAGUUUCCAGGCCAGGGUGAGCCUGGAGGUGAGGAGCAGCGGGAGCCUGAUUCUCCGCUGCCGCAGGGUGUCCGUAUCAUCCCCGUAUUUCUAACAGAAGAUGAAGUCUCAGUGCUCCGAGACUUUCCAGUGGAGUGGAUGACUAGGUCAUCCGUGUCCCCAGCAAGCCCUAGAGAAGAGAAGAAUGCUCUCUGCUCCCAGGCAGUUUCAGAAUCAACAGGAGACCUGAAUAAUAUCUCUGUGCAGGAGUGCCCUGAGCAAGCUUCAAGCACAGCUGCACCAGAAGAUGCUGUGCAAUCAAGCAGCCUUGCAAACACAGGUCCUUUGAAGGGCUUCCCCGAAAUGGAAGCCGGUACAAAGAAUUCUCCAACUGCAGGAUUGAGCAGCCCAGACAGCAAAAGCUCAGAGUUCAGUAGAAAAGCACCCUUCCCAUCAGAGAGAGACACAAAGCAGCUGCCGAGCCCUUCCACACUCCAUACUGCUGAAUAUGCUCAAACUGCAGGUCUGUAUCUGGAAGGCUUUUCCUUUCCAAAUCCUUACGCCCAGGAGCAGGAGAGUCAGAGCAUGGGCAAAUCCCUCGUGGACUCUGAUGUUGAGCAACACGGUUUCCAAAGUGAUGCAGCCAGUGGCAGCCCAGCUGUUUGCUCGCCUGCCCAAGAGUUGAGCAGAAGGAAAGCAAGUGAACAGGCCGAGCAAGGGACUCUGAGCCAAAAGAGUGUCUCUGGAGAAAGCAGUGGUGCAGCUGGUGGCAAUGUGAGGGGUUUGGAUUGCCCAGCCCCGGCGGUACAAUCAGAACUCCAACAGAAGAGUCAGCUGCCAGCUGUAGAGGCUCGGGAGAGUCUGCCCGGUGACCCAGCAGAGAGCACAGACUGUCCCCGGAGCGGGGAGAGCGGCUGGCCGCCUCGGGGGGACAGCCUGGGAGCCCAGGCUGGUGUGGAGUCAGGCAAACGGUGCAAACCGGUUCAGAUGAGCUUGUAUGUUCACUGCAUUAAGGGGCUCGUGCUCUGCCUGCUGGCUGAAGAUCACCUCCGCGAGGACCAGAGCUCCACUGAAGACGUGUACCACAGCAGUCUGGCUUCUCUAAAUGGCCUUGAGGUUCAUCUGAGGGAGACUCUGCCCAAGGGCUCCUCAUCCUCAGCCAAGACAACUUACAGCUUCGCUCACUACGACUGCGUUCAGAACGUACUCACAGCCAACCUGCCCCAUACACCCGGCCCUCUGGAUCGGCACUUCCUGAGAGCUGCCACGCUGAUCCACUCCGACUUCCACCAGCUUCCGACUGCUUCAGAAGUGAUCGUUAGGAACGCCUCCACGGCCGUGUACGCCUGCAGGAGCCCCGUCCAGGAAACCUACUUCCAGCAGCUGGGUACUCCACUCCGCAAUUCAGGUGUCCCCAACCCUCAGGACAGUGCGUUCAGCUUGCCGAGCAAGGCCAAGCAAAAGCUGCUGAAGCAUGGCGUGAACCUGCUUUGAUGCACUGAGGCAACGUGUCUCGGCCCGUGCGGAAAGUUAGUUCGUCUCCAGUAUGUAAAAUCUCAAGGCUUUUUAUUCUGUAGGAGGCACGAGGCUCUGCGCUAUGUCUGGGGGGUCUCCAGCCUGCCUUGCCCUGAGGAAGGGGCACUCUUACUGCCCUGUUCCUGCAGCACACUUUGUGCUAGCGCGGGGUAUUGUUGACGUUAGCACUUACCAAAGACUGAAGCUAGAACAUAGCUGUGGUGGGGUGCUUGGUUUACAUUGACUCUAGGACUGUUGCUGGGGCUCUGCCGCCACAGGCAGAGGCUCCUGGAGUGCCUUGACCUAAAGUAAAACUUCUUCUUGCUCUAAGCUACACCGACACUGGGCUACUGGGCAGUGCUGGCUUUCAGAGGUGUCAGUCAGACACUGCAUCUGCCUGGGCUUCAGCGCCUACAUUUGCCCUGGGCAGACUUGGGCUUUAUUUAUAUCUCUUGAUCUAUAGAAAUGAUCCCCUGUCACAGCAGAGCCCUGAUUAACAGAGCCUGCGUGUUCUCAGACUAACUGGAAUAGAACAAGUGCUGCAAACCUCAGAAUCCUCCUUCAGGUGCUGUCUGGAGGUUUUUAUACUGUAGCUGAAUCUGGGAGAUCCUUGUCCCUCCCCGCCGGCCUGACCGGUGACUGCGGCGCAGCGCUGCCUUCCCCGCUGCCCACCGAGGCAGCUGCAACCUGCCGGCCCCUCUCGGGGGUCCGUGGGGGUGGUGGCAUGAAUGCCCUGCACCUCCUGCCUGCUCCUCGGCCUUCUGCUGCCUCCCCUCCCUCCUCCUGUUUCACCUCCUUGCUCUCGCUGCUCCGAUUCUCUGUGCUGCCUUGACAGCAAAGGCGAGGGGGAGCCCCUGAAGCUAACGGGACCAAAGAGGUUUUGUAUCUCCUCGGCGGCUGUUUUUCCACUCAGCUGGUGUGUGAGUGUGCCCUCUCAGCUGCUGCUGGGGGGGUUGGUGGUGGCAGCUUAGACUCAAGGUACCUGCGUCUGCCUGUGCUGCGUGUUUCAACGCCCGCUGCUGUUACAUACACACACACACAUCGCUGUGACUGUGAAAAUAAAAGAGAGUCUCCAAGACUCUUCCAGUGUCA